Molecule: messenger RNA, 2398 nt
Organism: Cucurbita pepo subsp. pepo (vegetable marrow)
Lineage: Eukaryota; Viridiplantae; Streptophyta; Magnoliopsida; Cucurbitales; Cucurbitaceae
Source: RefSeq, a predicted model, not a curated record
CGAGAGGAACCAAACGGAUGAGAUUUCCAGCGCCCCUUUUCUUCUUCUUCUUCUUCUUCUUCUUCUUCUUCCUUCUCAGUUAAUUUCUCCCUCUUUUUCUGCUCCUGCUCCUUCGUUUCUGAUCACGCCGCCGCCUCCGAAUCCGACGACUGUGAAAUGGCUGAGGCCGUGGUGGCGACUUCUGAGGAUGUGGAUUUUGGUUAUGCGACGGCCGAGAUCGAGAACAAUAGAGAAAGCAGUUCAAAUGGACUUGGGAUUGGGAUCAAGUGGGAGUGCCUUUUGCCCAAGGUUAUGCUCAGGGUCUUGCUCGUUGAAGCGGACGAUUCCACCAGACAGAUUAUCACUGCUCUUCUCCGCAAGUCCUGCUACCGAGUUGCUGCUGUUCCUGAUGGCAUGAAAGCGUGGGAGAUUCUUAAAGCAAGGCCCCGUAAUGUAGAUCUUAUAUUGGCGGAAGUUGAAUUACCAUCAAUGUCUGGAUUUUCUCUGCUAACUCUGAUCAUGGGGCACGAGACUUGCAAAAAUAUUCCUGUUAUAAUGAUGUCAUCUGAAGAUUCUAUCAGCACCGUUUAUAAAUGCAUGAUGAAAGGUGCAGCAGACUAUCUUGUUAAGCCCUUAAGGAGAAAUGAACUGAGUCAUCUGUGGCAACAUGUUUGGAGAAGACAAGCAUCAUCCAAUGUAAGAACUGACAUUCAAGAAAAGGUUGAAGUCACUUCAGAAAAUGAGACUGCAAGCAACCACUCCACUGAUUAUGUUGCUGGAGUUGAGAGGAAUGAUAACAACACUGAGAAAGGGAGUGAUACUCAGAGCUCUUCUACAAAGGUAGAUUUUGAGGCUGGUAGUAAGAUGCAGGAAAGUUCACAGCCGAGGCAGGAAAAAGCCUCUUCAAAUGACUUCAAGCUACAGAAAGAUGGGGGUCACAUCAAUUUGAGUCAGAGAUUGGCUAUACAUGAAAAUGAAUCUGGAGGAUUGGCAAUGAGUUGCUAUGCCAAUGAUGAUUUACCAAUUACACUUAGCAUGGGUCUUGAGCCGACCAAUGAUGGGAGAAGUCCUUAUAUUGCUAGUGAAGCAGAGGAUUUGCUUGCCAACCCAUCUAGAGAUGCAACUGCGUUGAAUCAUGCCUGUAUCAAUUAUCCCGAUGACUACCAAAGAAGAUCUCCUUCCACUGUUGCUGCCACAAACAAUUUCGGCUCUGCUCUUCAUUUGGAUCUUUCCCUAAGAAGAUGUCAACCGAAUGAUUUUGAGGACCGUGCUGCAGAAGGACGAGCUACCCUCAAACAUUCCAGUGCUUCAGCUUUUACAAGAUACACUUCCAGGCCAUUGCAAACACUUCCAGCAAAAUCAAGCAGUAUCUGUGAUGAACAAAAAGAAUUUGGAAGCAAUCCCGAGCAUAUUGGAAGUAUUGCUGCUACUCCUACCUCUGAUACCAUUAAUACUACGCUAAGUCUGCAAAACAGUAAUACUUCUAUGCCCCUGAUGACAAGUCUAUCUGCUCUCUCUGAAGUUGCAAAAUCAAGUACUUCAGAGACAGAAACCCCUCAUCAAGUUACAGUGAAAGAUUUGAUGUCUAGUAGUCAAUGCUCGGGCCAUGGCUCUUUACUUUCUCCCAACUUGUGCACACAAGGGGGUGCGUCAUCGUCUCCAUGCUCAACUUUAGUCACUCAUCCCGAACCCAUCUUGGCAAAACAGACAGUUUAUCCCCUAAACCUUGAGAAUCAUAAUUUGGAGCAGUUUCUGAACCAGCAUCCCAACACAAGUGAUCCAGGAAGCCGAAAGUUAGAGAACUCAGGGAAGAAGUUGGAGUAUGCAGAAAAUCAAGGCCAUAUAUCACCUACCACUGAUCACAGUGCAAACAGUAGUCUAUGUGGUGGUAACACAAGUCAUGUUCGAAGCGUGGGAUAUCCUAGCACAUGCGGAAGCAACAACAAUGUCGACCGGGUUGGCAUUGCUGCAAGGGUUACAUCUGAGAGCAAAAAUGAAGAAGCUUUGUCUUAUCAAGGAGGAGAUCCUCACCGGAGCAGUCAAAGAGAAGCAGCUCUAACAAAGUUCCGACUGAAGCGAAAAGAUCGAUGUUAUGAUAAAAAGGUGCGUUAUGAGAGCAGGAAAAAGCUGGCAGAACAGCGUCCUAGAGUGAAGGGUCAGUUUGUCCGUAGAGUAUACACUGAUGAUCCAUUGCCUGCAGAAAGCAACGUCAAUACAUCCAACGGUGAAAUUUAAAGCUAUAUUGGACCCACUAACUCGAAUAUGGCCUCUAAGAAAAACCGAGCUGAGGAGCUACGAACAAAGCACAUGAGACAAACAAUCUAUUGAACUCGAUCUUAUCUGAGUCGAGGUAUACGUUGCCCAUUUCCUUAACUUCUACUUGUCACAACUCAAACCCACCGUUAACAGAUAUUAUCCU